Messenger RNA from Triticum aestivum (bread wheat), 3672 nucleotides. RefSeq lists its product as uncharacterized. The transcript is spliced from 10 exons. Bases 1 to 3672 code for a protein of 1223 amino acids. NCBI's taxonomy places the organism in Eukaryota, Viridiplantae, Streptophyta, Magnoliopsida, Poales, Poaceae. The record is from RefSeq and is a predicted model, not a curated record.
AUGAACAUGCAGGUGGCGCGAACCAGGAAAAUGUUGAGCUACGAUGAUGCCCGUGAUUAUGUGACGUCCCUGUUCAUCAUGCUGAAGAAGGAAACAGUAAUCUUGUUUCGCAUCGAGUUCCUGGUGGUCCUCGUCACAAUCCUCUUCUUCGCCAUGUUCCUCAUGGAUUUCUUUCGCCGCAUCAUCCACAACUCGUUCAUGAGGGCCGUCUUUAGCGCCUUCGACGCCGCCUCCGACUCCAUUGUCUUGUACCUCCUGGGGGCCAUGCAGUCGGCGCCUUUCAAGAACCAGCUGUUCCCAGUCUGGGCGCUUGUGCUCGUCAACUUCCGUUACAGCGCAGAUUACGUCUCCGGCUAUGGUGUUCCUGACCGCCGCGGGCGGAGGUUCACCGAGUGGAGGAACGUGUUCAAGCUCCUAGGAUCGGUAUUCUUGAACUGGUCCCGUGGAUCCAGUUUCACGGGCCCACUCUGGUCCGUCUGGUGUCUGCAGAUAGUGAGGAGCGCGUAUAGGCUCAUUUCACACAAUCUGGCCUUCCGCUCCGUCUGGCAUGGCAGGAGUUCGCAGCUUGUUGCAGAGCAUAUGCGUGCCACGUAUGACGAUGAUAAUGAUGAUGAUGAUGAUACUAAACCCAAUUCCAGCCCGAUGAAAGACUACAACUACUUGGUGUAUGGAGAAACAAAGCAGGGGUUCAAACUGAAGAAGCCUCAGUAUGCAUUGUCCGCCGACACUACUGCCCGCCGGCGCCGGCCAAAAAGAGGAGGUAGCACCAGCAGCCCGAGGUCCGAGCAGGAGUCGUCGCCACUGGUCACGCUGGACAAGGUCUGGGAGUACUGUCCUAUUGACCAGCCACAGAACCGGGAGAAGGACCUCAAAAAGGAGGGCCAUAAGGAUCUCCCUCUGGCCUUCGCCUUGUCCAGGCUGCUGCGGUGCAGGUUAGAGGAUGUGACGCUGCAAGGAUACAGGAGUAUCUUCACAAUAAACCGAGAGCUGGUCAAGAGCAUAAUCGGCGGGGAGGUGGGCGCCAGCGAUGCCCUCAGGAUCAUGGAGCUGCAGCUUGCGUUCGUCCACGACUACUUCAACACCCGCUACCCCAUGGUGUUCUGGUCUGGCCUCCGGUCUCUCUACAUCACUCUGUGCCUGUCCAUACUGACCAUCGGUGCUGUCUGCUGGCUUGCUGUGGACAUCCGUAAGGUGUAUAAGCCCCCCAGUGGCGAGCUUGCCAAUCUGGUCAAGGGUUUUAAUAUCGACAUGAUCAUUACAUGGGCAUUCAUUGUACUGAUGAUUGCCAAGGAGCUCUGGGAGAUGGCGACAUACUUGCUCUCGGACUGGACAAGCUUAAUCAUGGUGUGUGAGUAUGUGCAGAGGAAGUGCAAGGGGGCCAAAGAAUCUGUAGGUGCAAGGGUGAAUCACAUCUAUUCAGCUAAGAUUACUGACAAGAGGUGGCAUGGAUUCCUUGACCAGUAUGUCUUCCUGCAGUCGUAUGAUGACAGACCAAGGCUUUGGAAUUUUGUUCACAACCUAACUACAGGAAUAAUUCCAAAGAAAGACGAUGGGGCAAAGCUCAGCAGUGCCAUCAAAGUUCCGGUCGUUGUCAAGAAGGCAGUCCUGGAUAAGCUCAGCACAAUGGUGGAGGAAAAACCAGGGUAUGAGGCUUACACCGCACCGCCGAUGAGCACUCAGACCGCCAUGCCGACCAGCACUAGCAUCGUCCCGUGCUCUCACAUUGCUGCAGCCACAAGCAUCCUACCAACAAGCUCUCACAUCAUUCUUGUGUGGCACAUUGCGACUAGCCUCUGCGAGAUGAGGCUUGCAAUCAAUCACGGCGUCAACUUGAGCAACCCUGGGUUCCCGUGUUCCCUCCUGUCUUGGCUGACUUCUUGCUGCUCAUCCAAAACGUAUCUUAUGGAUUUGGGUGAGAAGAAAGGUGGCAUCUUGUCCUGGUUCACAAACUGUUGCUCAUCCAAGUCGAAUGAGAAGUUGUCUGAUGAGCUCCGGAAAUCAUACACCAUUGCGAAUAGCUUGUCGCGGUACUGCGCAUAUCUGCUGGUUUCAAAACCUGACCUGAUCCCUGAUAGCUUUCUUGUUCCCAAUAUAGUGUUCCAAAUAACCGUCGAGAAUGCUCGGGAUGAUAUUCUGAAAAACUGUGAUUCAUUAGAGAGCAGGUACUUGAAAUUGAUGAGCGAAGCAGAGAAACCUAUUCAAGACUCUGAAAAAGAGGAUGCAUCGAAACAAGGUGCGGCGCUGGGCAAGGUACUACUCGAUCUUGAACCUGACAAAGUUGAAGUUCACUGGAAGAUCCUGGCAGAGGUAUGGACUGAGUUACUUAUACACAUUGCGCCCACGAGGAACGCACAGGCACACAGGAAGUGUCUUUCUGGAGGGGAGUUCAUAAGCCACAUCUGGGCAUUGCUUUGGCACUAUGACAUCCAGAAAAGUAGCUUGUGGCCUAAUGAAGUUGAGCUAGGAAACAAUGCUCCUGCAGAGCCUGGUGCCCGAAAUGAAAACAAUAUGGACAAUACAGAGCAAGCAUGUGCACUCAGAAGUAACAUCAUCCAGAUUAGCACUAAUGUUCAUGAUGAUUCGGAUGAGAUCAAGGGGACCCAAGAGCAUGAGACAGGAAACUCGAGGAGAGGACUAGGAAGAACGGAGGGAACAGAGAGUUCAGAAAUUGAGGAUUGGUAUCUGCAGAUACCAGCCAUGGAUCAUCAAACCAAGUUUGCCGUGCAGAGGAUUGUUAUCUCGCUCCAUUCGGAUGGACUGAGGUUCCUGGAAUUGGAGGCUCAUAACAUUCCUGAUCUGGCCAAGGAGGUGGAGAUCAGGAUCUCAGAAUGCAGGGAGAAGAAAAGGAAGGAGAGAUGCAGGAUGGAGAGUAUGGUAUCAAGCUUAAAAAAGGAGAACCAGGAUAUCAGGAGUAUGUCGGAGGUUGCCAUAAGUGAGAAGGAUGCAGCGGAGAAUAGCCUUUGUGUGUUGAAGGGCGAUGCCGAUCAGAGAAGAAGUUCAAUCCUGCAGAUUGCUGAGAAGGGAUUGCAGAAGGUUGGCUUUGGCUCCAUCAUGGAGGUGAUAAGUGGAGAAUCAGAAGAUGACUUGAGCAGCUCCAGUGCCAGUGCAGCAUCUAAUGGAAGAGAAAGUAAACAGGAGGUUGACAAUCUCGCUUCAAUAGUUGGUAAGACACUGAAAAACAUGCACUAUGAGAUCAAUGACCUCAGGUCAAAUUGUGAUCGUUUGCAACUCCUCGCUGCUCAACAGACUCAGAAGAUAAUCAAACAUGAGUCACGGAUACAGGAUCUGAAAGAACAAGAAAUUUUACUACUUCAAAGUGUGGAAGAGUUCAAUGUCGGGGUAAAAGAAGUAGAGCAGGGAGCUGCACGGUGGAGAGAGGCAUGUGCGUUGGAGGUAGAAGCUGGAAAAGCUGCCAUUAAAGAACUAAACCAGGAGGUGACCUUGCUCAGAGAAGAACUGCGAAGAGUAAAAGCAGCCUUGGAUGCUGCAAACAGCAAGAUAAUGCUAAAAGAGAAACUAGCUGCCAGUGCAAUGGCAGAACAAGCUGCUGCAGAUGCAUGCCUUAAGCUUGCUGAUAGUAGAUAUGCUGGGUUACAACAGAGAAUAGAAGAGUUGACAAGGCAGAUAGAUCAAGAAGACACCCAUGCAAGAAAAGAUCGGGAGAGUGCUUGA